Messenger RNA from Mycena citricolor, 1410 nucleotides. The record is from the annotation of a GenBank genome assembly. NCBI's taxonomy places the organism in Eukaryota, Fungi, Basidiomycota, Agaricomycetes, Agaricales, Mycenaceae.
AUGAGGGCUGCUGAAGAUCCCUCAAGUGUAAUUCGUUACUGCUUUUUUCAGGAAGGGGGUGGUUUGGAGGGAGGCAGGAUGAUCAUCUCAGGUCCAAGCUACACCGACCUGCUACUGGUGCGUUUGGCGGCUUACAUCUUGACGUUCACAUUCAUUCACAUGGAAAGGGCAUCCAUACGCCUCACGCCAUCCAAGUCGGCGUUCCGCACGCAAACAGGCAACUCCUGGCUUGAGUCUGCAGGCUCGUCGCCUACAAACCUAGCAUUGGUAACACACAUAUCCCGGUCAAGGUCGGAGAAGCGCUAUGAACAUCUCAGUCAGCCGGCAUAUAGAUCGGGAUAUGCUGCCUCUCACUACCAUUGGCCAUUGGAAUAUGGUAUAAAUGCUCGCAGUUUGGGAAUACAGAGCUAUCAGCCCAACAAGCUUCCAAAUCCACUAGAGAUGUCUUACCCAGUUUUCAACGCCCAAACCACUGCCGAGGAGGUCGCCACAGCUUUCGCCGACCAGAUAAAGGGCAAGAACGUGCUUAUCACUGGAACGUCUCUGAACGGGAUCGGCUUCGAGGCGGCGCGCGUCAUAGCCAAAUAUGCCCAUCUCGUCAUCAUCACCGGAUACAACAAGGAGCGAUUGGAGCUCUCGCGAGCUGCAUUGGAGAAGGAGAGCCCCAAGGCUGAGAUCCGACCACUGGUUCUCGAUCUCGCGUCACUCGAAGACGUGCGCAGGGCGGCUGCCGAGGUCAACGCGUACACGGAGCCCAUUCACGUCCUGGUCAACAACGCCGCCGCCGCGAUCGGCAGUUACAAGCUCACUGUGGACGGUUUCGAGAGCCAAAUGGGCACGGACCAUCUCGGCCCGUUCCUAUUCACGGCCCUUAUCGCGCCGAAGAUCCUCGGCGCGCGCACUGCGACGUUCACUCCCCGGGUGGUGUUCGUCUCGAGCACCGUGCACACUUACUUUCCGUUGGAUCUGGAGACGCUCGCCAAACUCGAUCCGAAGUCGUACACUGCGGUAAAUGCGUACGCCCAAGCCAAGGUGGCGAACGUGCUCACCGCGGCCGAGAUCUCGCGGCGGUCGAAGGGACAGAUCAACGCGUACAGUCUCCACCCCGGAGUUGUCUUCACCAACAUCAAUCAGAGGAAGGAAGCGACCGAAAUGGGGAAGGAGGUGGGCAUCCUCCUCCCCGAUGGCACGCCCAACCACGAGGCCGCGCCGUGGAAGUCGAUUCCUGCGGGUGCUGCGACGACUGUGACUGCCGCGUUCGACCCGCGCCUGGAGAGUGUUCCGGGUGCAUAUCUCGAUGAUUGCGUCGUUGCGAACGAGAAGAUUGCGCCGCACGCUGCUGAUCCUGACGUUGCUGCAAAGCUGUGGGAGAUCACGGAAGAGCUUGUCGGUGUCAAGUUCAACUUUUGA